AGCAAAUAGAUCGAGCGGGCGAGCAGACAAGAACACGAGACGCUUACUCUCUCUCAUUGCGUUCUGCUUCUGCUCCGUCUCCAGCCCAACAGCAAUGGCGUCUAAGGCCGACUUCUUUCUCGCCGUCGCCACGCUCGCGGCGGCGUGCGCCGUGUCGUCCGCGCAGACCAAGUUCGGCAAGCUCGUCAUUACCGGCGUCGUGCCCUGCAACACCGGCACCCUCAUCGACGUCGCCACUUCUCCGGCGUUUCCAGACGCGAACGUGGAGCUGCGGUGCGGCGGCAACGUGGUGGCCGGCGCGAAGACGAGCAGCAACGGGUCGUUCGCGAUGGAGGCGGACAUGACUAACGCGCUGGCGGCGCUCGUCGGCGGAUGCGAGCUCGUGGUGGACACGCCGCUGGUCAAGUGCGACGGAAAGCUGCCGGCCGCGGGGGCGCUCGUGUCCUACCUGCAGGGACCGCUCGCCAGGCUGCUCAGCGGCGUCUUCCAGCUCGCCCCCGCCGGCUUCUCUUUCCAGAUGAGCUGAUCGACGGCCAUCCACCGAUGGGCGCAGCCUGACAACGCCUAAAUCAUGCGUGCAUGAGAAAUGGAAGGACUUUGCCACCUCUGAUGUAGCAAACGAAUGGUUGCAACUAUGAAAAUUGUGUACGGCCGAUACUAGCAGCAUAUGGAAUAAACAAAAAUCCUAGUCUACAUAUAUGUAGGCGUCCCGGGCUUAGAGCAUCUCCA
Lolium perenne is the source of this 729-nucleotide messenger RNA. Its product is annotated as phylloplanin. The record is from RefSeq and is a predicted model, not a curated record. Lineage: Eukaryota; Viridiplantae; Streptophyta; Magnoliopsida; Poales; Poaceae.